UUGCCUUGCCGCCUCCGCCUCUCGGUGCGGUGGACUGGACGGCUAUAAAGCUUCGCCUCCACUCCCAACCGCGCAGCGAAACCCUACUCAACUUCUUCUCCUUUUUACGCUGCGAUUAUUUCGGCUUUUAUAUCAAAAUUCUUCUUUCUUCGCAUCCGCCGCGCGAAUCCGAUUCUAAGGCGGCGGCGGCGGGCCGCUAAAAACGGCGGGAUAAAUUGACUCGAUAAAAACGAGCGAUCCAUUUUAGGUGGUGGCGGUGGAGAAUUGCUCUGGAGGAAUCCAUUUUUAGUGCGGUGCCGGCGCGAUCGGUCCGGGAUCGGGAGCUUUUUUCAGGGAGCGAGAGGCGAGAGGAGCGGCGACGACCAGCCAGCCCAACCCACCAGCCCGCGGCCCGCGUCGAGGGAGAGGAUUAGGAGGAGGGAAGGGAGCCGGUGGUUGCGAGGAUGGCAGGGAGCAUGCAGGCGGCGGAGGCGGCGGGGCGGCUGAGCGCGCUGCUCUCGCUGCUCGCGCUGCGGCGGUUCCUCGCCGUGCUCCAGCCGCUGGCCCUGCUCCUGCUCCUGCCCUUCCGGUGGCGCGCGCGGCCGGGGGCCGUGGCGGCGGCCGCCGUCGACGCCGCGGCCGCUUCGGGGGCCAGCGGGAAGAAGGGGAAGGCGGCGGUGGUGCUGCGGGUGCCGGCCGGGUCGCCCAUGGUCGCCGCGCGGAGGCAGGCGUCGGCGCGGAGGGAGGUGGCCGUGCGCCGGGUGCGGGAGGGCGGACGGGAGUAUGAGCUCAUCCCCACCGCGCGCGGCGAGACGCUCUUCACGCAGUGCUGGUGGCCGCACCUGCCCUCCUCCACCAUUAAACCAAGGGCGCUUGUCGUGGUCAUGCACGGGUUAAACGAGCACAGUGGGAGGUAUGAUCAUUUAGCGAGGCGGUUGAAUGAGAUCGGCAUCAAGGUCUACGGGAUGGACUGGACUGGCCAUGGUGGAAGUGAUGGUCUGCAUGGAUAUGUGCAGUCUCUUGAUCAUCCCGUAAAUGACUUGAAAAUGUACCUCAAGAAAGUCUUAGCUGAGAACCCUGGUCUUCCAUGCUUCUGCUUUGGGCACUCAACUGGUGGAGGCAUCAUUCUGAAGGCUGCACUUGAUCCGGAGGUAGAAACUUGCAUUAGCGGUAUUGUCCUGACAUCACCAGCUAUUCGUGUUCAGCCUGCGCACCCAAUCAUAAGGGUUAUGGCACCAGUUUUUGCCCUCAUCGCCCCAAGAUACCAGUUCACCGGUUCACACAGGAACGGUCCAUCGGUGUCGCGCGACCCCGAGGCCCUGAGAUCCAAGUACUCGGACCAGCUCGUGUUCACCGGCUCCAUCCGGGUCAGGACGGGCUACGAGAUCCUCCGCCUGACGUCGUACCUGCAGCAGCACCUGCACCGGAUCGCCGUCCCAAUGCUGGUGCUGCACGGCGCCGACGACCAGGUGACCGACCCCGAGGGCUCGCGGGCGCUGUACGAGCAAUCCUCGUCCUUGGACAAGUCCAUCAAGCUCUACGACGGGCUGCUGCAUGACCUCCUGAUCGAGCCCGAGAAGGAGAAGGUGAUGAACGACAUCGUGGCGUGGUUGAGCCCGAAGAUUUGACGACGGCCGUGCUGGCCGAUCCGUAGGACGCAGCUUUGAUCACCUGCUGAGCGCGGAGGAUUGGCUGGCGAGCAGCCUCACCUCCUGGCGGUGAUGACGCGGUCUGAUCAGCUGCAGAGCGGGGACGGCGAGACGAGAGUCCCUCGCCUCCCGGAGGUGUUAAUACUACCUAUGGUGAUGGCUUACCCAUGCCGCCCAGUGUGUCCCGAGAUUUUUUGUCAGGGAUACGUAUGUACGAAAUCUGUAAAUUGUUCGUUUCGCCCUGUGUGGCUGCACGAAUGGUGCCCAAUAAUAUUUAGACGCCUCUUCCCCUCA
Molecule: messenger RNA, 1922 nt
Organism: Phragmites australis (common reed)
Lineage: Eukaryota; Viridiplantae; Streptophyta; Magnoliopsida; Poales; Poaceae
Exons: 7
Coding region: 444-1607 (387 amino acids)
Cellular component (GO): membrane
Molecular function (GO): lipase activity
Source: RefSeq, a predicted model, not a curated record